AUGAAAUCCUAUAAAUUUGUAUUGGCAUUUGAAAAUUCCAAUUCAAAUGACUAUGUUACAGAGAAACUAUUUGGUGCAUUAUCUGUUGGAACAAUACCAUUGUAUGAUGGUGCACCAAAUGCAAAGAAAUUUGCACCUGAUAAUAAUUCAGUUAUUUUCACAGAAGACUACGGUACACCCGAGAAAUUGGCAGAAUAUCUCUUGUAUUUAGAUAGGAAUGAUGAUGAAUAUCAAAAGUAUUUCGAGUGGAAGAAAAAAGGACCAACAAAAGAUUGGACUGCAAUGGUAGAUAUAGCUAGAAUAGGUGCUAGAUGUCGUGUUUGCUAUAGAUUAGCUGAUAUGCAUCGAAAAGAUGUUGGUAUGGUUUUUGGUGAUAGUGAUCAUCGUGCUAAAUAUAUAAGAGUACCUAAUGAUUGGGAUCCGUCAAAAGGAAUUGUUGUUUAUAUAAGACAUAGAGGAACAUUUUGGUUUUAUUCGGUUCCGAUUCCCUAUGGUACAAAUGCUAAAGAAUUUCAAAGAAUUAUUGAAACGACUAUUCCUUGUCCACAUUGUCCAAAUGAAAAAGGUGAAUUUUAUGAAGCCUAUGAAUACUGGACAAGAUCACAGAUUCUACAUGAGAAAAUAGAUUCACCAUUGGAGAUUACACUCACUCAAGAGAUGGAGAUAGAAGUUGUCUUUAUUGAUAUGAACUUUUAUUUUACAAAUCACAAAUAA
Molecule: messenger RNA, 714 nt
Organism: Heterostelium album PN500
Lineage: Eukaryota; Evosea; Eumycetozoa; Acytosteliales; Acytosteliaceae
Gene: fut9
Product: glycosyltransferase
Exons: 3
Coding region: 1-714 (237 amino acids)
Cellular component (GO): membrane
Molecular function (GO): fucosyltransferase activity
Source: RefSeq, a predicted model, not a curated record